AGCCACGUUCCUCCGUGGAGGGUGUGGGGAGCGCGAGCCUUCAUAUUCUCUGACGGCAGACAGAAAGUAUCAGAAGAGCUCGUAGGGAGAGGGGAAAAAAACACAACAGAGAAGAAAGGCCAGUCAGAGAGGGAGAUGAAGACCUUUAGGAGCCAAAGCCAGCCAGAGCAGCGGGGAGCCCUCAGCAGCCUGAGCAGCCUGAGCAGCAGCGCCAUGAGUCCCCUCAGCACGGCCAGCAUCACCCUGGCAGUCCUCUUCAUCCUCACCAUACCAGCCUGUACCAGCGCUCCAGCCAAUCUUCAGCAGGCCUCAACAGAUCAGAUUGAGCUACUUCGCCAGAUAGAUGCCGUUUGCUCAUCCUACCUCUCCGCAGAUCUGAAGUACUGGACAUCGGAUAUCAUAGGAGAACUCUGUAUCUUGAUGCUGGUUCAGAAGUCCAAGGAGCUGAGAGUUCAGGAAGAUAGUAAAAGGUUUUUAUUUCAAUAUUCUAGACCACAAGGCUCUGUCUUGUCACACGGGGUGACCUCUCAGUUGCACCCUCUUCUGCAUCUCGUUUCUCAGCUCCAUCCCAGAAGAGAGAGGGGAGUCGUAAUGAGCGCUGAACUCCAGGGACCCGGUGGAAUUGAAAGCAGAGGCUACUUCCUCUAUCGGCCCCGUAAUGGAAGACGGUCUUUAGAAUACGAAUAAGAAAAAGAAAUGUGUUGCAGAAACUCCACCUGCGAGUGUACAGAGACACCACGGACCCCCGAGACCCGAGCCGCUGCACGAUGACUGAGUGACCCAGACUCCAACCACAGCCCUUUGCCUCUGCUGUACAGUGAUGUUUGAAUCUUUACAAUGACUGCUAAUUAAACAACCAUUCAUUUGUCCA
This is a messenger RNA of Fundulus heteroclitus (mummichog), 871 nucleotides long. It is a transcript of the gene nmu, whose product is annotated as neuromedin U. Gene Ontology annotation, molecular function: neuromedin U receptor binding. Gene Ontology annotation, biological process: regulation of smooth muscle contraction. The record is from RefSeq and is a predicted model, not a curated record. NCBI's taxonomy places the organism in Eukaryota, Metazoa, Chordata, Actinopteri, Cyprinodontiformes, Fundulidae. The coding region runs from base 136 to 687 and encodes 183 amino acids. The transcript is spliced from 10 exons.